AUGAAGUCUUUCAUCUCUGCUCUCGCUUUCGCCGGUGCUGCCAGCGCCCACUGCACCAUCUGGGGUGUUUCCGUCAACAACAAAGACCUUGGCUACGGCAACUCUCAGGGUGGAUACAUUGACACUCCUCCCAACAACUCUCCCGUCACCGAUGUCACCUCCAAGGCGAUGGAGUGCAACGUAGCCAACAUCAAGGCGGCCAAGUCCAUCUCUAUCAACCCUGGUGAUGAAGUCGCUGUCCAAUGGUUCCACAACGGUCCCGGAGCCGGCGACCAAAUCAUUGAUGGAUCUCACAAGGGACCAAUCAACGUCUACAUGUCAAAGGCUGGCUCUUCCAUGUCAUGGACCAAGAUCGCCGAGGAUGGAUGGGAUGGCAAGUCGUGGGCUGUCACCAAGCUCCGCGAUGGUGCGUACAACGGAAAGAAGGGACAGCACACAUUCAAGAUGCCCAACGUCGCUGCCGGCGAAUACGUCAUCCGUCCCGAGAUUAUUGCUCUCCACGAGGGCAACAGGCCCUCGGGUGCCCAGUUCUACAUGGGAUGUAUUCACGUCAAGGUUGGCGGAUCCGCCAGCGGCUCUCUUCCUGCCGGUGUCUCGAUCCCAGGCUACGUCACCGCUACUACCCCUGGUGUCUUGUUCGACAUCUACAACUCAUUCCAGAGCUACCCCAACCCUGGUCCCAAGCUCUGGAGCGGUGCCGGUACCGCCACGGCUGCUGAUGCUGCUCCCGCUCCUGCUGCCUCUCCAUCUUCUGCUCCUGUUGCCGGUGCUCCCGCUGCCUCUCCAUCUCCCUCUACUGAGGCCCCUUCUACUGAGGCUCCUUCUAGUGAGGCUCCCGCUGCCGAGGAACCCGAGGAGUGCACUGACGAUUCUACAGAAGAGCCUGCUGAGGAACCUGCUACUCCCGCCCCUGCUGCUCCCGCUGCCUCUGCUCCUGCCACUGCUCCCGCUACCGGUGGUGCUGAGGCUCAGAAGUGGCACCAGUGCGGUGGUCAGGGCUACACGGGCGCAACUGCCUGUGUCUCAGGCACCACAUGCACCAAGCAAAACGACUACUACCACCAAUGUAUCUAA
Messenger RNA from Bipolaris zeicola 26-R-13, 1074 nucleotides. Its product is annotated as carbohydrate-binding module family 1 protein. Gene Ontology annotation, molecular function: cellulose binding. Bases 1 to 1074 code for a protein of 357 amino acids. Lineage: Eukaryota; Fungi; Ascomycota; Dothideomycetes; Pleosporales; Pleosporaceae. Gene Ontology annotation, biological process: carbohydrate metabolic process. Gene Ontology annotation, cellular component: extracellular region. The transcript has 3 exons. The record is from RefSeq and is a predicted model, not a curated record.